Messenger RNA from Funneliformis geosporum, 2276 nucleotides. NCBI's taxonomy places the organism in Eukaryota, Fungi, Glomeromycota, Glomeromycetes, Glomerales, Glomeraceae. The record is from the annotation of a GenBank genome assembly.
AUAGUCGUAAAGAACGCGUUGCUUUCGAUAAAAUUACUGCGCGUAUUAAUAAAUUAUGUUACGGUCUUGAUUCCAACUUUGUUGACCCUGUAUCUGUAACUCAAAAGGUUAUUUCGGGAGUUUAUCAGGGCGUUAGUACCGUUGAAUUAGAUAAUUUAGCCGCAGAAACGGCAGCGUAUAUGACUACUAAGCAUCCGGAUUAUGCUAUUCUUGCUGCUCGUAUUGCUGUUUCUAAUCUUCAUAAAGAGACUAAAAAGGUCUUCUCCAAUGUUAUUGAAGAUCUUUAUAAUUAUAUAAAUCCAAAAACGGGAAAUAGCGCAUCAAUGAUUUCUGAAAAUACAUAUAAUAUUGUGAUGAAAAACUCUGAAAAGCUUAAUUCGGCUAUCAUUUAUGAUAGAGAUUAUAAAUACAAUUAUUUUGGAUUUAAAACACUUGAACGAUCUUACCUUUUGCGAAUAGAUGGGAAAAUUGCAGAACGACCUCAACAUAUGCUUAUGCGCGUAUCAGUUGGAAUUCAUGGUGAUGAUAUCAAAGCCGCUAUUGAAACUUAUAAUUUAAUGUCAGAAAAAUACUUUACACAUGCCUCUCCAACUUUAUUUAAUGCCGGUACACCACGACCGCAACUUUCAAGUUGUUUUCUAUUAACCAUGAAGGAUGAUUCAAUAGAGGGAAUCUAUGAUACUUUGAAAACGUGUGCAAUGAUUUCUAAAACUGCAGGUGGUAUUGGUUUGAACAUUCACAAUAUUCGUGCGUCUGGAUCUUACAUUGCCGGAACAAAUGGUUAUUCAAAUGGAAUCAUCCCUAUGUUACGUGUAUACAAUAAUACCGCCAGAUAUGUUGAUCAAGGAGGAAAUAAACGUCCAGGAGCGUUUGCUGUUUAUUUAGAAUUAUGGCAUCCCGAUAUCUUUGAUUUUAUGGACUUAAAAAAAAACACUGGAAAAGAAGAAGUUCGUGCCAGAGAUUUAUUUUACGCACUUUGGAUUUCUGACCUUUUUAUGAAAAGGGUGGAAUCUGAUGAAGAUUGGAGUUUGUUUGAUCCAUCUGAAGCUCCUGGAUUAAUGGAUGUUUGGGGCGAUGAAUUCGAAAAAUUAUAUGAAUCAUAUGAGCGUCAGGGACUUGCAAGAAAACGUGUUAAAGCUCAGAAAAUAUGGACGGCAAUUCUAGAAUCCCAAAUUGAAACGGGUACACCAUACAUGCUCUAUAAAGAUUCUUGUAAUCGUAAAUCUAAUCAGCAAAAUCUUGGCACAAUUAAAUGUAGUAAUUUAUGUACUGAGAUUGUUGAAUAUUCAAGUCCAGACGAAGUUGCCGUGUGUAAUUUAGCUAGUAUAGCAUUAUCCAUGUUUGUUGAUAAUAGAAAAUCGUAUGAUUUCAAGCGUUUACAUGAGGUCACAAAAGUUAUAACUCGAAACCUUAAUAAGAUCAUUGAUAUAAAUUACUAUCCUGUUGAAGAAGCUCGCAGAUCCAAUUUCCGCCAUCGACCAAUUGGUAUUGGUGUCCAAGGAUUAGCGGAUGCUUUCCUUGCUAUGCGACUUCCAUUCGAUUCUUUACAUGCCAAGGAACUGAACAGACAAAUAUUUGAAACAAUGUACCAUGGUGCUUUAGAAGCAUCAUGUGAAUUAGCAGAACAACUCGGUCCAUAUGAAACUUAUCAAGGAUCACCAGUUUCUAAAGGCAUUUUACAGUAUGACAUGUGGAAUGUUGUGCCUACUGAUUUAUGGAAUUGGGAUUUAUUGAAACAAAAAAUAGCAAAAUAUGGUGUACGAAAUUCAUUAUUACUGGCACCUAUGCCUACUGCUUCUACAUCACAAAUAUUGGGUUUCAAUGAAUGUUUUGAACCUUAUACGAGUAACAUAUACACACGACGUGUACUUGCUGGCGAAUUUCAAAUUGUAAAUCCUUGGUUAUUAAAAGAUUUGGUGGAAUUAGGAUUAUGGAAUGAUCAAAUGAAAAAUAGAAUAAUAGCGGAUAAUGGAAGUAUUCAGAAAGCUUCCGGGAUUCCGGAAGAACUUAAAGCUUUAUAUAAAACUACGUGGGAAAUAUCGCAGAAAGUGAUUAUUGAUAUGGCGGCAGAUCGUGGCGCCUUUAUUGAUCAAUCUCAGAGUCUUAACAUACAUAUUGCAGAACCAACUAUCGCAAAAUUAACCAGCAUGCAUUUUUAUGGAUGGAAGAGCGGUCUGAAAACAGGUAUGUACUAUCUAAGAACUAAGCCUGCUGCGGAUGCCAUCAAAUUUACUGUUGAUCAAUUAUCUUUAAAAGAAGCUGAAAUCACCAAAUGA